CGUGAAGUGGCGAAUCUGUCAAAUCACUGGACAGUUCUAAUCAAGCACGGACUUUGUUUUACCUCAGGUCAGCUUCUUCUCUUGGACUAUCAAGUACAUGCUUUCACUAAUGCUCUAGAACAAUAUUUGGAUGCUGGGAUACAUUACACAGCAGGACCUUUCCCAGUACCCCGCAAAAUCCGUUUUCUUCAUGAUGGGCAGCGAGUCGCUGGACUAUGUCCCGCUAGUGUCUCCUGACGAUGACCCGUACUCCACACGAAAGAUUCGCGGGAUUCGUUCGAAAUGGCGCGAGAAGAUUCACAUUGGGAUCAUCUUAUUACAAGCUUGCGUGCUGGUGUUCUUGCUGUUCAUCAACUUGCGUGGAGCCAACUGCCAGCCUAUCUAUGUGGACCGCCCAUUGUUAUAUUCGCCUGCUCAAGAGGCUUUGGAGAACGAGGUGAAAGUGUUCACCGUCGGAAGAGAAGAAAAGACGAUAUAUCAAGGUUUCGACAACGAAGCAGAUAGAGCUUGGGGCGAUCUUUACAACCACACGCUCUUGAAAAUCUCCAGAAACGAGGCCGCUCUUCUUCCAAAUAAGACUUACCCUAUCUACGGUGAAGGUGGAUACUACCUUGCUGGUUUGGACGUAUUCCAUCAGCUCCAUUGCUUGCAUGUCGUCCGCCAUGCUCUUUAUAGCGAUCAGUUCGAUGAUCCACACGCAGAUCCUGAACAUGUCUCCCAUUGCAUCGACGCGAUCCGCCAGUCUUUGAUGUGUAAUGCAGACAUUUCCGUGAAUGUCUGGCAAUGGAGCCAAGAACUCUCUGCUGUCGUGGGAUACAGCUCGCAGGCGCAUUCAUGUCGCAACUUUGACAAGCUUCGAGACUGGGCGAGGGAGCGCAGGAUUCACGAGUGGAUCGACAUCCGCCUGUUCGUAGAAGAUGACCUACCAGAUCCUCCUAUUAUCAGUUAGAACAUCUUUCACGCCUGUGUACAGUAGUUACGAUGCGACAAAUGGAACUGACAAUUCAAACGUG
Messenger RNA from Guyanagaster necrorhizus, 1013 nucleotides. RefSeq lists its product as uncharacterized. Lineage: Eukaryota; Fungi; Basidiomycota; Agaricomycetes; Agaricales; Physalacriaceae. The transcript has 5 exons. The record is from RefSeq and is a predicted model, not a curated record. Gene Ontology annotation, biological process: mycotoxin biosynthetic process. The coding region runs from base 131 to 949 and encodes 272 amino acids.